Messenger RNA from Vitis riparia (riverbank grape), 2207 nucleotides. Its product is annotated as pyruvate kinase isozyme A, chloroplastic-like. The coding region runs from base 221 to 1942 and encodes 573 amino acids. Lineage: Eukaryota; Viridiplantae; Streptophyta; Magnoliopsida; Vitales; Vitaceae. Gene Ontology annotation, cellular component: cytoplasm. Gene Ontology annotation, biological process: glycolytic process. The record is from RefSeq and is a predicted model, not a curated record. Gene Ontology annotation, molecular function: magnesium ion binding; potassium ion binding; pyruvate kinase activity. The transcript is spliced from 7 exons.
GAGUGGUUGAACCCCAAGCCACUUCCAUGGACUAUUCACUCCCCUCAAAACCCUAACCCUUCUCGAAAACUCCGAUGCCGUUGACAAAAUCCAAAAAUCUACGGAGAAUUCCAUCACAAUUAACAAAAAUCCACCCAUCCAGCAUUUUUCACCGUUUUAUCACCACCAUUUCCUGAUUCAACUCCAAAGGUCUAAUCUCAAGUUCCACAUCCAAAAAUCCAUGGCGGUCGUAUCCAAUUCAAGGGUGUUUAUGCAAGGGAUCAUUGGGAAGAGCCCAGGUACUGGUUUGGGAAAUCUGGUUUCUGGUGUUUGUUUUCGUACUAGUGGUGUUCGUUCUGGCAUAAAGCUUGGAGUUCGGGCAACGAUGCAAGUGGGUUUGGAGGAGGUGAAGAGUUCUCAGUUGCCUAAUAGCGUUGAUGGGAAUUUGGGGUUUGAUGUGGUUUCGGAGGGGGAGUUGAGGGAGAAGGGGUUUUUAGGGAUGAGGAAGACCAAGCUGGUGUGCACAAUCGGGCCUGCGUGUUGCUUGUUGGAGGAUUUGGAGAACUUGGCGUCGAGCGGGAUGAAUGUUGCGAGGCUUAAUAUGUGCCAUAACACCUGGGAGUGGCAUCGGGAUGUGAUUAGGAAGAUCAAGAGGUUGAACGAGGAAAAGGGGUAUUGUGUUUCAGUGAUGAUUGAUACUGAGGGCGGUCAGAUCCAUGUGGUUGAUCAUGGGGCUCCUUUCUCUGUCAAAGCCGAGAAUGAGUCGAUCUGGUUGUUCACCACUCAAAAAUUUGAGGGUUCUCGUCCAUUCACUGUUCAAGCAAACUAUGAAGGAUUUUCCGAAGGUAUUACAGUGGGUGAUGAAGUUGUUAUUGACGGUGGAAUGGCAAGCUUUGAAGUAAUCGAAAAGAUCGGAAAUGAUUUGCGUUGUAAGUGCACAGAUCCUGGUCUUCUCCUACCUCGUGCCAAGUUGAGCUUUUGGAGAGAUGGAAAGCUGGUGGAGAAAAAUUAUGAGCUUCCCACCAUAUCAACCAAGGACUGGGCUGAUAUCGAGUUUGGAAUUUCUGAAGGUGUUGAUUUCAUUGCAAUGUCAUUUGUAAAGGAUGCCAAUGCCAUCAAGCAACUCAAGAGCUACCUCUCCAACAAAUCAUCCAAAUCUAUAGGAGUUCUGGCAAAAAUUGAGAGCUUGGAGUCACUUCAGCACUUGGAAGAGAUCAUAGAAGCUUCUGAUGGUAUCAUGGUGGCACGUGGUGAUCUUGGAGUUGAGAUCCCACUUGAACAGAUUCCAGUAGUCCAAGCGAAGAUAACCCAUGUUUGCAGACAACUAAACAGGCCUGUUAUAGUUGCUUCUCAACUCCUUGAGUCAAUGGUUGAAUAUCCAACACCAACCCGUGCAGAGGUUGCAGAUGUUUCUGAAGCUGUUCGACAGUAUGCUGAUGCCUUAAUGCUGUCUGGUGAGUCAGCUAUUGGCUCAUACGGACAGAAGGCACUCUGUGUCUUGCGGAUGGCCAGCAGCAGAAUGGAACUAUGGAGUCGUGAGGAGAACCGCCAGAGUGCACUGCAUCAGCAACAGCUUGGAGUAUCUUUGCCCGACCGGAUAGCUGAGCAGAUUUGCAAUUGUGCUGUGGAAAUGGCCGACAACCUUGGUGUGGAUGCCAUCUUUGUAUACACAAAGCAUGGUCAAAUGGCAUCACUCUUGUCACGCAACCGUCCAAACUCUCCCAUAUUUGCCUUCACUGACAACCACAGCACCCGAAUGAGUAUGAAUCUGCAAUGGGGAGUCACCCCUCUCCUUGUUGAAUUAUCAGAGGACAUGGAAGCUAACAUCACAAAAACCAUUGAUCUCAUAAAAAUGAAGGGGGUAUUGGAAGAGGGCGACACGGUUUUGGUGGUCUCAGAUAUCACUCCAUCUUGUGCAACCCCAAAGGCUUUCCAGUCAAUCCAAGUGAAGACCAUUGUCUAGGAUGAUACAUCUCUUCCGCUCUGCUUUUCAACAAUCCACAUAUCAAAUGGCAAAGCCAUAGAGGAAGAUGAGUCACAGGAGGAGGAUUGCAGUGUGGAAAUACAUAUGCUGAGAUCUAUGGUAGGAAGACCUAUUACUUGUACUGAAAUUUUUUUCUUGAACUUAAUGGUUUCUUGGGUUCAAUUCUAGGAGGUUUGUGUCUUAUGUUUCUCCACUGAAAUCAGAGGUUUGGGCUUCUCACAUUCAUAAAAUUUUCAAUUUGCUC